Molecule: messenger RNA, 1023 nt
Organism: Adineta ricciae
Lineage: Eukaryota; Metazoa; Rotifera; Eurotatoria; Adinetida; Adinetidae
Source: the annotation of a GenBank genome assembly
AUGUCAUCUUCCCGUGCAAAUACUACUGAUGUGGCUCUUCUCAUACAUGUUAAAAUACUAUUCGUACAAUACUGGUCAUAUUCGAUGAUAUCUCUUGGUCUAGUUGGUCAUACAUUCAAUAUUUAUGUUUUUACCCGACCAUCUCUGCGAUCAAAUCCGUGUACACGCUACUUCUUAGCAGCUACGAUAUGCGGCAUAUUUACUAUACUUGUAAACACUCCGUUGCGUCUUAUGGCAGCUGCGUAUGGUAUUCAGAUAUUUGGAUAUUCUGUAGUAACGUGCAAAUUACUUACUUAUCUUCUGUUUUGGUCCAGGACACUGCCAUCUUGGUUUAUUGCACUAGCUUCCAUCGAUCGUUCGCGGUCCGUUUCGUUGCGAACAUGGAGUUCUCUUCGAGUUGCUUUUUGGGCUAAUCUGAUUACGACUAUUGCCGUUGGACUAGCGUACAUUUAUGUUCUUUUCGUUUAUACAACUUUACCAGGAAGUGCUGGAUGCUCCCUGGCUCAAGGCUCUGCUCGAAGUUUUAAUGGCAUUUGGAAUUUAAUCAUAUUUAGCUUAGGUCCACCAUUGAUCAUGUUGUAUUUCGGGUCACUCACCAUUCGUCACCUUCGACAAUCAGCAAAACAAGUUCGACUUCAGAAAAACCAGACUAACGUACAAUCUCAACCACAGCUACAACGUCAAAAGAAAACAGAUCGACAAUUAAUUCAAAUGAUGAUUGUUCAGUGUGUUUAUUUUAGCGUGACAUCUUCUUCGAUCUCAAUCAACUGGAUCUAUGUGGCUGCAAGGCCUCCGUUGGCCAUGGACGCUCUCCAAGUGGCCAAAGAUGAUUUAUUCGCACAAAUAACUGGCUUUACUUCUCUUACAGGUGCCUGUACAAGUUUUUACCUUUUUACCUUGUCAAGUAAGCUAUUUCGUUCUGAACUAGUGAACUUAUUUAAACGACAACAGCGACGCUUCGGUCCAGCAUCUGAUGCUACAAGGCAUCCUACACAAAAAGUUCAAUAUCCUACGCUCGGCUGA